GAGCCCCGCGGGACCCCAUUUCAGAGCCUGCCUCUGCCCCUCGCCAGCGGGGCCAGCGACUUGUUCCUCGCCCUGUGGGCGAGGGGGAAGGAGCCUUUCCCAGCGACUCCCAGUCCUGCCCGGCGCGAUGGGCACCCGGGAGCUGGCCUGGGGUGCAGGCGUGGAAACAGGGCUGUCUGGGAGCAGCUCCUGCUGGGGACCUCUGAUCGGUUGUGGUGCGGUCCAGCCCCUGCCUCCAGUUCCUCGGCUCGUCGCACUCAGCCUGCUGCUCGGAUGUCGUCCCCAUGAGCCCCAGGCCGGCUGGAGGGCCAGCCGGGCAGAGCGAACGGCGGAGCGCCUGGCUGCGCUGAGUGAGGGGUGCCUGCUGGGCACUGGUGUUCCUGGGCCCCCGGCGAGAGGCUCCAACCUUCUCAUGGAUCUGGGGCCCCGUUUGCUGCUCUUGCUGUGGACUCCAGUGGUGGUGGUGGCAUUGCUGGCCCAGGAGGGGCUAGGCCAGCGCGUCUACACCAACACCUGGGCCGUGCUUGUCCCAAGGGGGCCACAGGAGGCUGACAGGCUGGCCAGGAAGCAUGGAUUCCUCAACCUUGGGCCGAUUGUUGGUGACUAUUACCACUUCCAGCACCGUGCAGUGGUGAAACGUUCCCUCUCUCCGCACCGGUCCCGGCAUAGCCAUUUGGCCAGGGAGCCUCAGGUGCAUUGGCUGGAGCAGCAGGUGGCAAAGCGCAGGAUGAAGAGAGACGCCUUCACGGAGCCCGCAGACCCCAAGUUCCCUCAGCAGUGGUACCUGUACAACGUGAACCAGCGGGACCUGAACGUGCGGGGGGCCUGGGAGCAGGGCUACACCGGCAGGGGGAUAGUCGUCUCCAUCCUGGACGAUGGCAUUGAGAAGAACCACCCAGACCUAGAGGACAACUAUGACCCCGGGGCCAGCUUCGAUGUGAAUGACCAGGACCCAGACCCACAGCCUCGCUACACACAGAUGAACGACAACAGACAUGGCACCCGCUGUGCUGGUGAAGUGGCUGCUGUGGCAAACAACGGGAUCUGUGGCGUGGGAGUGGCUUACAACGCCAAGAUCGGAGGUGUGCGCAUGCUGGACGGGGAAGUGACCGAUGCCGUGGAGGCCCGCUCCCUGGGCUUAAACCCCAACCACAUCCACAUCUACAGUGCCAGCUGGGGCCCCGAGGACGAUGGCAAGACAGUGGACGGGCCGGCCCGGCUGGCAGAGGAGGCGUUCUUCCGAGGGGUCAGUCAGGGCCGGGGGGGACUGGGCUCCAUCUUCGUCUGGGCCUCUGGGAACGGGGGCCGCGAACAUGACAGCUGCAACUGCGAUGGCUACACCAACAGCAUCUACACGCUGUCCAUCAGCAGCACCACCCAGUACGGCAACGUGCCCUGGUACAGCGAGGCCUGCUCCUCCACCCUCGCCACCACCUACAGCAGCGGCAACCAGAAUGAGAAGCAGAUUGUGACAACCGACCUGAGGCAGAAGUGCACAGAGUCACACACAGGGACCUCUGCCUCGGCCCCCCUGGCAGCUGGCAUCAUCGCGCUUACCUUGGAAGCGAAUAAGAACCUGACCUGGCGGGACAUGCAGCACCUGGUGGUGCGGACCUCGAAGCCAGCGCAUCUCAACACCAACGACUGGGCCACCAAUGGCGUGGGCCGCAAAGUCAGCCACUCCUAUGGCUAUGGCCUGCUGGAUGCGGGGGCCAUGGUGACCCUGGCCAGGAACUGGACCACGGUGGGACCCCAGAGGAAGUGCAUCAUCGACAUCCUUACUGAGCCAAAAGACAUUGGGAAGCGCCUGGAGGUCCGGAGGAAGGUGGAUGCCUGCCUGGGGAAGGCCAGUUCCAUCGGCAGGCUGGAGCACGUCCAGGCCAGGCUAACGCUCUCCUACAACCGGCGUGGCGACCUGGCCAUCCACCUCACCAGCCCUAUGGGCACCCGCUCCACCCUCCUGGCUCCCAGGCCCCACGACUACUCGGGUGACGGCUUCAACGACUGGGCCUUCAUGACCACGCACUCGUGGGACGAGGACCCCUCCGGUGACUGGGUGCUGGAGAUUGAAAACACUAGCGAAGCCAACAACUACGGCACCCUGACCAAGUUCACGCUGGUUCUGUACGGGACGGCGACAGAGCCCCCCAGCCUCUCCAACCGGCUCGAAAGCAGCGGCUGCAAAACCCUCACCUCCAGCCAGACCUGUGUGGUGUGCGAGGAGGGAUUCUACCUGCACCAGAAGAGCUGCCUGAAGCACUGCCCCCCCGGCUUCGUGCCCAGCCUGCAAAGUGCCCACUACGCCCUGGAGAACAGCGUGGAGCCCAGCCCCCCUCACCUGUGUGUACCCUGCCAUGCCUCCUGCGCCACCUGCAUGGGGCCCACGGCCAAUGCCUGCCUCAGCUGCCCAGCCCACUCACACUACAACAGCCUGGACCUGACGUGCUCUCACCAGACGCAGAGCAGCCGCGCGUCACCUGCCCUGGGCCAGCCCGAGGCACCGCCCACCUCCAAACUGGCCAUCCUGGUGGCCAGCCUCAGCUGUGUCUUCAUCAUGCUCAUUUUCAUCACCGUCUUCCUGGUGCUGCAGCUGCGGUCGGGCUUCAGCCUGCGGGGCGUCAAGGUGUACUCCCUGGACAGUGGGCUCAUCUCCUACAGGGGGCUCCCCGCCGACCUGUGGCAGGAGGAGCUGCCUUCCGAGUCGGAGGGUGAGGACUGUGAGGUGCACAGCGAGAGGACUGCCUUCAUCAGAGACCAAAGUGCCCUUUGAGCCCCCCGGCCCCUCCCUGCCCUGCCCUGGCACAGCCCCUGGGGCGGGGAAGGCCGAGGGGCCCUGGACACUGCCUCGUCCUGCUCAGGCGAGGGCUUCACCAGGUGCUGGCACCGUCCUGUGGGCACCUCUGCUCCUGGCCCAGGGCAGCGGCUGCCUGCCCUGCUCUAGGGAGGGCCCCCUGGCACCGUCCUGGGCUCUCACCCCCACAGAACCAGGCCCAGUCUCUGGUUUCUUUUAACUCGCCAAAGUGUUUUUAGCAUGGGGCCCCCUCUCCCCCACCAGCCGCAUGGGCCUGGUGAGGGUCUUGUCUGCCAGCCCUGCCUGUGCCCGUCACACCAAUGUGCUGGGGCAGGGGCAGCCAGAUGCAUGUCUCUCAGGGCUGGGGCUCCUAUCUGCUCGGGCUGG
Gopherus flavomarginatus (Mexican gopher tortoise) is the source of this 3178-nucleotide messenger RNA. RefSeq names its product furin, paired basic amino acid cleaving enzyme (gene FURIN). The transcript has 16 exons. The record is from RefSeq and is a predicted model, not a curated record. Gene Ontology annotation, biological process: peptide hormone processing. Lineage: Eukaryota; Metazoa; Chordata; Testudines; Testudinidae. Gene Ontology annotation, molecular function: serine-type endopeptidase activity. Gene Ontology annotation, cellular component: trans-Golgi network; Golgi membrane. Bases 128 to 2770 code for a protein of 880 amino acids.